CAUAGAUUGGUGGUAUAGUUCAAUGUUAUAUCCUAGGCUAAUAACAUUGCCUUUACGAUUCGAGAUGAAAAGUAAGCAAACGCAUACUUUGGUCGCUAUGUCUCUGGAUGAAGAACCAACGAUAGCUGAAUACUUUUCUGAACAUGAACGUUAUAGAUGUGGCUACUGUGGCUCACAAGAUACAAACUAUUCCCAUGGGAUGUGGGCCCAUCAGAUGACAGUUCAAGAUUACCAGGAUCUGAUUGACAGGGGGUGGAGAAGGAGUGGCAAAUACUGUUACAAGCCCACCAUGAACGUCACUUGCUGCCCCCAGUACACGAUCCGGUGUGACGCCCUGAACUUCAAGUUAAACAAGUCACACAAAAAGCUGAUUAAACGGGUCAACAGGUAUCUCAUCACAGGGGUCAAAGGUGCUCAUGAUGUCACAGGGAGGAAACAGGAAGAUGGGAGUGGGGACGAGCAGGGUGGCCACAAGGGGGUGGAGGUCUCACUAGCAGAGAAGGCCAAACCCAGUGAGAUGGUCAUGCCAAACAACUUCACAAAAAUGGGCGAGGCAGCAGACACAAGCAAAAGCAACACAUCCGUGGCCUCAGAUACAGUGGAAGGUUCAUCAUCAGCACACUCUAAAGUUUCAUCUUAUAGUAGCAAAAGUAUUCGCAGCUGUACAUCUACGGAGAAACACAUUCCUAGACCAGGGACUGGGCCAGACCCCAACAAACCAAGGUGUAGGAAAGCUAAAGAUAUCAGGGCGGAGAAGAGAUCUCACAAGGAUAGACAGAAAGAUGAGGAUGUCAAGAAUGAGGGGAAGAAACAUCGCCAGGAAAAGAGCCUGGAAGAGUUGCUCAGUGAGCCAGACAAGGUGGAGCACCCUGCUCAUAAACUGGAGCUGCGUACUGUCAGGUCGUGGCCGGCCAGUGCCAGGUUUGAGAGCAGCCUCCAACAGAGCCACAGUGUGUACCACAGGUACCAGACCAGCAUACACAAGGACCCGCCCAGCAAGCCCAACAUGGGCCAGUACCAGCGCUUCCUCUGUGACUCCCCCCUCCUGGAGAAACACGAGCCCACAGGGCCACCCGAGGGCUAUGGCUCCUUCCACCAGCACUACCUGCUGGACGGCAAGCUGAUAGCUGUUGGUGUCAUCGACAUCCUCCCCGCCUGCGUCUCCUCCGUCUACCUGUACUACGACCCUGACUAUAGUUUUCUUGGCCUGGGCGUCUACUCUGCUUUAAGAGAGCUGGCGUUGGUGAGAAGCUUGAACCACUAUGCCCCCAACUUGAAGUACUACUACAUGGGCUUCUACAUCCACUCCUGUCCCAAGAUGCGCUACAAGGGUCAGUUUGUUCCCUCCUACCUGGCCUGUCCAGAGACUUACCAGUGGGUGCCAAUAGAAACAUGUCGACCCAAACUUGAUGCCAGCAAAUAUUCCAGGUUGUCAGAGGAAGGUCUUGAGGACAAAAAUAAAGACAUUGAUGUGGACCAGGUUUUGGUCUUACAUAAAGGAACCAUGCUGCCAUACUCAUUUUACAAGUCCAAGAAGUCACGAGGCUCUGACGAGGAUGAAGUGAAGGAGUACGCCACGUAUGUAGGCAAGACUUGUGCCCAGCGGAUGCUGCUCGUACGCAAAUAAUGAACAUUUUUUGUAGAUGCGUUUGUGUAUUUUAUCAUUAAUAUAUAUAUCUAAUUCUGCGAACUAGGAUCAGCACAGUUUUUGUAUUAGCUUUCAGCACUGCUUGUUAAGCUUUGUAAGAUUUGACUUGGCUGGCCGGAAGCUUUUGGUCCUGGCCACAUCAGCCUCACUGGCAUGUGCUGGAACAUGUUGAGUGCAGUAGAUUUGAAACUAUAAAUGCGUUGUUUUUUUGCAGUGUAGCUGUCUUGCUGCUGUAUCUGUGAUAUUGAUAAAAUUGUAAAGAUCACCAGGAAAAGGGUUGUUUGGUGUUAUCUCUCAGGCCUUAAAAUAUAAUAAUACAACAGUUAUGUGGUUUGUAUUUGCCUUUAGUUUGUGCCAUGAAGUUGGCUGUGUAAGUAUUGUUUUGGUCAUCUCACAGUGUAAGUUCACAUGUUGAGCCUUGUCUUGCUGACAGUGAUCACUCACAUUUAGUGGCACUAUAGGUUUUUACUUCUCUUGUUGUUCUUUACCCUCAGAUUUAGGUUUAAAAUGAUGUGGAACUAUUCUAAGUCUAUUUUAUUAAUACAUUAGAUAUUUAAACAUUAUAGGCCAAAUUUUAAAAAAAUCUUGCUCAAUUACUAUUUGUUUGGGUAAAAAUGAUUAUUUUGAAUGUAGCUUUAGUAUGCAUAAGUGUUUUGAAUGUACCAUCACUAUGUACAAUCCAAGAUUUUAAAAUUGCUUCAGUAUGUAUUAGUAAAUGUUUUUUAAGUGCACCAUGUUCCUGUUUGUUAGAAGUGUUUUUUUAAUGAACACUUGAUCAAAUCAUUUGUCCAACUAUGCCAGUCAGAAAUUGGAUGUAAUAAGCAGCUGUUUUCAUCAACUAGCACUAGAAAUAUUUGAAUUAUUUGUAUUUUUGCUCUACUUGUUUAGAUCUGAACCUUGCUGGAAUUGUUAGAUCAUUACAUACUAAUCUCACACACUUAGAA
Molecule: messenger RNA, 2592 nt
Organism: Physella acuta
Lineage: Eukaryota; Metazoa; Mollusca; Gastropoda; Physidae
Product: arginyl-tRNA--protein transferase 1
Biological process (GO): protein arginylation
Cellular component (GO): cytoplasm
Molecular function (GO): arginyl-tRNA--protein transferase activity
Source: RefSeq, a predicted model, not a curated record